AUGAAGGUCUUCGUUACUGGAGCUGCGGGUUUCAUCGGACGUGCGUCCGUCGAAGAGCUUCUCAAACAUGGUCAUACCGUUCUGGCGCUCGCUCGCAGUGAUUCCAGUGCCGAGACCCUCCGGAAGCUUGGUGCAGAAGUCCACCGGGGGGACCUUGAGGACCUGGAGAGUUUGAAAGCAGGUGCUGCAGCCUCUGAGGGUGUCCUGCACCUGGGCUUUGUUCAUGACUUCUCGCGGUUCGCGGCAGUCUGCCAGAUCGACCAGAAUGCCAUUGCUGCCAUGGGAAGCGUGCUCUCUCCCGGACAGCCCCUGGUCAUUGCAUCCGGCACCCUGGGCCUGAUCGAAACCGAUGGACCCGGAGACGAAUCGACGCCCGACAACAGGGAGCUCGGCGACUUCUCGAAACGAGCAGAGUCCGGGGACUUGGUUAGGCGUCUCUCGGACGAGAAGGGCAUUCGAGGAAUGGUCAUCAGAUUUAGUCCUUCGGUACAUGGGAAAGGUGACGGUGGUUUUGUGGCCGCGAUCAUCCAAGCAGCAAGGAAAAGUGGCAAGAGCGUAUACAUCGAAGGCUCAGACGCUUGCUGGCCUGAAGCUCACCGCCUCGACACUGCGGCACUCUGCAGACUUGCCCUGGAGAAGGGCAAGCCUGGAGCAACUUACCACGGUAUCGCGGAGCAAGGGGUUCCCGUCAAGGAUCUGGCCGAGUUGAUUGGAAGAAAGCUUGAAUUGCCGGUCGAAGCUGUUAGUUUCCAAGAAGCUCAGCAGUCCUUGGGCUUCUUUGCUAUGGUCAUGUCGAGGAAAAAUCCUGUCUCAUCCGAAAAGACGCAGCAAGAGUUGGGCUGGAAGCCGACACAGCCGGGCUGGUUGGAGGACGUUGAGGAGAACUACUUCACCAAAGAGGCGCUCGAGAAGGAAAUCAAGUAUUAG
Cyphellophora europaea CBS 101466 is the source of this 927-nucleotide messenger RNA. RefSeq lists its product as uncharacterized. The record is from RefSeq and is a predicted model, not a curated record. The transcript has a single exon. The coding region runs from base 1 to 927 and encodes 308 amino acids. Lineage: Eukaryota; Fungi; Ascomycota; Eurotiomycetes; Chaetothyriales; Cyphellophoraceae.